Molecule: messenger RNA, 5550 nt
Organism: Stylonychia lemnae
Lineage: Eukaryota; Ciliophora; Spirotrichea; Sporadotrichida; Oxytrichidae
Source: the annotation of a GenBank genome assembly
AUGCUUAAAACUGGUUCAGCUUUAACUCACUCUUACAUUGAGCUUAAGUAAGUUAACAGUGUGGAGUUCUGCCUAUUGGACUAGGAUGAGAUACUCAAGUCUUCUGUAGUAUCUAUCAAGAAUGAGAGAAUUUAUGACUAAAUAAAGGGACUUAUUCCAUCGUUUGAAGCAGUGAAUGACCCAAGGAUGGGAACUAUUGAUAGAGACCGCACUUGCUUUUCUUGCAAAGGUUCACACGUCGACUGUCCAGGCCACUUUGGUCAUAUAGAGCUUGCAAAGCCAGUGUAUCACAUCGGAUGCUUAGAGUAUGUCAUGAAGCUACUGCGAUGUGUAUGCUUCAGUUGUGGCAAGCUUUUAUAUCCGAGAGAGAAAGACUAGAUAGAUGCAAUAAAGCGCAUAAAAAAUGCGAAGUCGAGGUUUGCUUAGGUAUUAAGGUCGAGUGAAAAACAUAUGUACAGGUACUGUGACAUUCAGAACGAAGGAUGUGGUAUGAAAUAGCCUAAGUUCAUCAAGAAAAGCAUUUCGAUUCUGGUUGAAUACUUCCAGGAUAAUCAAAACUACAUGCAAAAUCUAGGCUAUAAUACUGCUGAUUUCAAAGCUAUUGUAUAACCUGAGGAUGCAUUCAGAGUUCUAAGCAGGAUACCACCAGAGGAAUAGGAAUUGAUUGGGAUAAAGAAGCCUCAGAACAUGAUUAUCAAAAGAUUGCUGGUGUGUCCACCUCCAGUUAGACCUUCUAUAGCUAUGGGAAGUACUGCAAGAUGCGAAGAUGAUCUGACUUUUAGUUAUUAAGUUAUACUAAAGCACAAUAAUAUCCUUUUUACUCAAAUUGAAAAAGGUGCUAAUCUAACUACUAUUAAUGAGCUUAGAAAUUGUCUGCAGUAUUAUGUAGCGACACUAAUGAAUAAUGAAAUAGCUGGCUAGCCAUCACACAAGCAUAAAUCUGGAAAACCGUUAAAAGCAUUAAGAGCCAGACUCAAAGGAAAGGAAGGUAGAAUCAGAGGCAAUCUGAUGGGGAAAAGAGUUGAUUUUUCAGCUAGAUCCGUUAUCACACCAGAUCCCAACCUUGAACUAGACUAGCUUGGAGUACCUCUCAAAAUAGCUUAAAAUGUGACGAUUCCUGAAACUGUGACUCCUUAAAACAUAGAUGUCCUAAGACAAUUUGUAAGCAAUGGGCCUAAUGUAUACCCAGGGGCAAAGUAUAUAAUUAGGCAUGAUCAAAGACAGAUAGAUAUUGGAAUCUUGAAUGCUAGAUCUGAGGCUCAUUUAGAAUUCGGCUAUAAAGUAGAAAGGCACUUAAAAGAUGGAGACUAUGUCUUGUUUAACCGAUAGCCAUCACUUCAUAAAAUGUCAAUUAUGGGGCACAGAGUCAAGGUACUACCUUAUUCUACAUUUAGGCUGAACUUAUCAGUCACAAGUCCAUACAAUGCAGACUUUGAUGGCGACGAGAUGAACAUGUUUGUGCCUCAAAGUUAUGAGAGCAUGGCUGAAGUGAAGGAGAUAAUGGCUGUCCCACUAUAAAUUGUCUCACCACAAUCAAAUAAGCCAGUUAUGGGUAUAGUUUAAGAUUCAUUAUUAGCAAUCAUGUUGUUCACCAGAAAGGAUGCUUUCGUUGAUAAAGAUACAGCAAUGAAUCUCAUGAUGUGGCUUGGUAAUUAAAGUAGCAGUGUUUCAUCAAUUUCUGAUUCUCAGCUACCUAUUCCUGCUGUACUAAAACCAAAGCCACUCUGGACUGGAAAAUAAAUGUUGAGUUUGAUAAUUCCUUGUGUAAAUUUAGUGAGAUAUUCUGAUUCACCAGGUAAAAAUGGUGAGAGAAACUGGUGUCCAACAUUCGAAAAUAUUGUUCUCAUUCAAAAAGGAAACUUGAUAACUGGGUGUCUAAAUAAGUCAACAGCUGGCUCUUCUUCGCAAGGACUUAUUCAUAUUAUUUGGAGAGAAUGCGGGCCAUAAGCAGCGAAGGAAUUUCUAUCUAAUGCCUAAAAUAUAGUCAACUAAUGGGUAUUGCAGCAUGGAUUUAGUGUAGGAGUGCAGGAUGCAUGUGCAAGUCAGCAGACCAAGAACAGUAUUAACGAGACUCUUGAUAAGUUCAGAGGAAAGGUGUUUAAAAUCAUCAAGAAAGCUGAGCUUGGCAAACUAACCACUCAACCUGGUAAAAAUAUGAUGGAGAGUUUUGAAUAUAUGGUCAACAAUAAACUCAACUAAGCCAGAGACGAAGCUGGUCAUAUUGCUUUUAAGAAUUUGGAUCCCUUGAAUAAAAUCCAAAACAUGGUGGUUGCUGGCUCUAAGGGAACAAAUAUCAAUAUAUCUCAGAUUAUGGGUUGCGUUGGCUAACAAAACGUAGAAGGUAAAAGGAUUCCAUUUGGGUUCAAAUAGAGAAGUCUGCCCCACUUCUAUAAAUACGAUUAUGGCCCAGAAUCCAAGGGUUUUGUUAAGAAUAACUACAUUAGUGGACUAGAUCCCUCUGAGUUCUUUUUCCACGCUAUGGGAGGCAGAGAGGGUCUUAUUGAUACUGCAGUUAAAACAUCUGAGACUGGGUAUAUUUAAAGAAGACUUAUUAAAGCUUUAGAAGAUGUGAUGGUGAAUUAUGAUAAUACUGUUCGUAACUCAAGUGAGCAGAUCAUCCAAUUCCUCUACGGAGAAGAUGGAAUGGCUGGAGAGUAUAUCGAAGACUUGAAGAUUGAUUUACUUAAAAUGAGUAAUGCGGAAAUUGAAAGGCGUUACAAUUUUAUACCUGAAAAAGUUUCGAGUUUAGAGGCUAAAGAUCAACUGAGAAAGUACCUCGAUGACUAUAUUGUCAACAAGAUAAUGGAUGAUCCCCAGUAUCAGCUAACACUGUACAGAGAAAAAGAGUAAAUUUAUAGAGAUAGGGAUGAGUUGAGGACUAAUAUAAUAAAGAAUGGAGAGGACUAGAUUCACAUUCCAAUAAACAUAUCAAGAUUACUGCUUAACUGCAAUUAGCAGUUUAAUAUUAAAAAGCAUCUUCCUACUACGCUUGAACCUAAAUAUGUAAUAGACAAAGUGGAGUAACUGAUAAAUGAGCUCACAGUGUUUCCUGGUAGAAGAGCCAAAGUAGGAGACACCUAAUACAGAGAAGCAAAUGAAAAUUCAACUAAGCUAAUGAAGAUAUUUUUGAGACAUGAAUUAGCUUCUAAAAGAAUAAUUCAAGAGGAGAGAUUGUCAAAAACUGCAUUUGAUUUUCUAAUAGGAGAGAUCAAGUUUAGAUUUGAGACCUCUCAAGUUCAUCCUGGCGAAAUGGUAGGGUCUAUUGCAGCUCACAGUCUCGGAGAGCCAGCAACAUAGAUGACCUUGAAUACUUUUCACUUUGCUGGAGUCUCGUCUAAAAAUGUGACACUUGGAGUUCCAAGACUUAAGGAAGUUAUAAAUGUGGCUAGAAAUAUCAAUACUCCUAUGAUAUCUAUAUAUCUCAAAGGGGAGCAUAAGAAGAGCGAAAGAACUGUCAUGAAAAUUUAAAACUAGAUAGAGCAUUCAAAUCUAUCUCAUUUAGUUGAAAGCAGUAGCAUCUACUACGAGCCAAAUCCCAAUCAGACAUUAAUAAAGGAGGACGAAAGACUGUUAGCUAUGUAUAAUGAAGUGCCUGAGCUUUGCAAUAACAAUAUUAACAGUCCUUGGGUGCUCAGAUUCAAACUUGAUCCUAAGAAGAUUUAGAGCAGAGAUUUCAGUAUGGAUUUUAUUGAUAAAAAGAUUCAGUCUGUGUUUGGGGAUCAAAUAGAAGUUAAAGCUAGUGACACUAAUGAUACUGUUCAUGUUUUGAGACUAAGAUUUAAAGAUGUUAUCGAUGAGGAUGGAACUGAUAUGGAAACAGCAGUCUAAUUCUUAAAAGAACUUGAAAACUCACUUAUGAAUGAUUUCACACUCAAAGGCAUACCUGAAAUUAGCAAAGUCUAUGCCAAGAAAUACACUGAGCACGAAUAUGAUAUUCAUACAGGAGUUCACAAGUAAACGAAUGACAAUUGGAUGCUAGAAACAGAUGGAGUAGCAUUGUAAAAGAUCUUAACUGUAGACGAUGUCGAUCACACCAAAACUAUCUCUAAUGACAUUCUAGAGAUCUAAAGUGUCCUUGGUAUAGAAGCGGCUCGUAAAGCACUUAUUAAUGAGUUGAGGACUGUACUGAGCUUCUAUGGCAUUUAUGUCAACUACAGACAUAUAGCCACACUAUGUGAUGUGAUGUGCUAGAGAGGAAGACUGACCUCUAUUACAAGACAUGGUAUUAAUAGAAUGGAUACAGGAGCACUAAGAAAGGCAUCAUUUGAGGAGACAGUAGAAAUAUUACUAGAAGCAGCUGUGUUUAAUGAGAUUGAUCCACUUAAGGGAAUCACUGAGAAUAUAAUGCUAGGUAAAUUGGCACCAUUAGGAUCUGGAUCGUUUGACAUUGUUUAAGAUGCCGCUAUUUUACAAGAGUAUGCACAGUCAACACUUGACGAGGAGCUAUUGAUGGAACAAUAGACUCCAGUGUAGGAGGAUGAGUACUUUAACAAUUUCUAUAUGAAACACUAGACGCCUUAUGCUGAUACAACUCCUAUUCAUAUUCAAAGAGGAAUGACAUCUGAAUAUGGAAGAACGCCAGGAAAUUAGUCAGCAUAUGAAGGUGCAUUCUCACCAGGUCAGAACUAUAGCUCACCGAACUACAUGUCGCCAAAUCCAUAUCAAAGUCCUGGCAGUCCAUAAUAUAGAAUAAAUUCACCUGUUUAUCAAGGAGGAUUAGUAGGAAGUUAUGAUAGAUACCAAUCGCCAAUAUAUCAAUAAUACUCUUCACCUAUUUAUCAUCCUGCUUCAGAUGGAAUCAUAUCCCCUCAAAAUCAGAGUCCGAUGGGAGGCCAUUCAGGAAUCACUUAGAGUCCAAAUUACAGCCCUCACCAGAACUCAAAUAUGAAUUCACCUUUCACUGUGAUAGGUGACAAUCCUUAGAUACACAGUGGAAUUAGAGGAGCUUCGCCAUCAUAUAUGGUUAACAGAGUAGGAAGCGGACAUCUUGGACAUUCUUCACUGUCAUCACCCUCAAUAACAGGACCAGUAAGUCCUAAUUAUUCGCCUCCUGGACGAGACGCUUAUGGCUCACAUAGAUCUAAUAAUUCACCAGCCUAUUCACCAACAGGAGCUGGAGGAAGUAUAUCAAAUAACUCUCCUAGAUACUCCCCAACAAACUUUAACUAUAGCAAUCCCUAUCCAUAAGCUAAGAAUUCUAAUUACUCACCUUCAUAUUCCCCAACCACACCAGCAUAUAACUAGUCGCCAAAGUAUGGACUUAAUAAAUCUCCAAGGUACUCGAUAAGAUCAAAUGGCGAAGAGGAGUAUGCCAUCAGCAGUAAUGGGAAAAGUUCCAAAAAUAUGAUUUAUAUACCAUCAAGUCCAGCCUACUUGCCAGCUAACAGCAGUUCAUACAGAGGAAGUGUUAGAAGUGGGGGAGCUAGCAUCUUAAGUAUUGAUGAUUAGGAGGCCGCCUAUGAUCCAAGUAAAAAUGAGGAGAUAAUAAACACUAGUACUGCGACAGGGGGAAUCGAAAGUGUUAAUAAAAAAGGUUAAAAGAAUAAUUGA